UAAUUUGUAAAACCAUAGCAUUCGGCGGCAUUAUUAAAAUAUUUUAUUAAUUUCCAAGUUGCCAAUUGUUGAGUUUUUAUAUUUUGGAUUGAAUUAUUUAAUUUCGAAACUUUCGUGUCUAACUUUUCUCAAACCUGAUCGGAUUUAAUAAUGUCACCCAAGAAACGACGUGGAGGGUCAAGAGGUCGUGGUAGAGGUAUAGCGAAAAGAAGAGGACCAAAACCUCGUCAACCUUUGUCUUCAGACACUCCUACUGCAGAUGAUACCGAUGCCGAGGGUACGUCCACGGAUGGUAAUGUGUCGUUCAAACAGAGGAGGUCACCUCCACAGUCACCAACCAGAAAAAAACAUGCUGAUUACAGUGAAGAGAGAGAGCUAUCAUUACCGCGAUUAAAACCUACUGUCAUUCCAGAAAAUUCUACAUUCCUAUCAAUGCUGGACCGUGAUAACAAAUCUGACUAUAUAAUGACAGAUGACGAAUUGGACCAUAUUCAAUGGGAUCUUGAAGCAAUGUUAACUAAUGUAAUUGUACGCAGAAAUACAAUAAGAGAUGAACUAAGCACUUUUGCAUCCAUGCAGUUUGCUCGCUCUCUACAUCGUAUGGCUAAAAACCCUAAACUUCCUACAAUUAGACCAAGAGCUGCUGCUGAAAUAUCACCUGUGAAUGAAUGUCGUAAGAUGAAGGUUGAAUUUGACCCUACUAGCAAAGAACUUCCGCCAAGCAAAACUGAAUCAGCAAAUAAAUUUUGGUCAUUGGUUGAACCAUAUCUGGCACAUGUAAAGAAAGAAGAUCUCAAAUGGUUAGAUGAUCUAGUUAAAUCGUAUAGCCCCAGUAAAAAAUUGUAUGAAAUUCCACCUUUGGGUGAACAUUAUGCAAAAACUUGGGCUAAAGAAGAGUUAGAAAUGCAAAAACAACAAUCAUCAUGUUCUCCACGUCCGCCUAAAAAACUUAAAUUUGCUGAACGUAUAGCCCCUGAUGUUGUAGAACUAGUGGAUAAAGCUAAUUCUGCUAUACAGGAUGGUAAUGUAUAUAUGCCAGUGUAUCAAAGAGUUGUAACAGCUCUUUUAGAUCAUUCAAAUAAUUCCUUAGAUGAUGCUGAAGAAAAUUUUCCAGAAUAUGAUGAUGUUGAAGAAAAACCACAAGAAAUGAGUAAUGUUUGUAAAGAAUUUUAUGCAGAACAAAGUGUCAAGAAACAAUUGAAUAAAUUAGGGCUCAUUGGUCGUAAUUCUAAACCGGUACCAUCACCGGAAGAUUCGCUGCCUUCUUUGGCUAUAGCUGAUGAGGAAAAUGAUGAAGUUUUAGAAGAACUAAACAAGUGUGAUAAUGCAUUAGCUCAAUUAAGAGAAAUGAACAAAAAUCAUUUAACUCUCUUAUUGGGAAGAUGUCGUAAAGAUUAUUAUCAACAACUUAUAAAAAAUAAAAUUGAAAAAGUAAAUAAUGAGAUUUUAAAUUUUAAGACUCAGCAAAAUGAAACAUGGUCAAAGGAAAAAAAAAUUGCUCAAAUGUCUGAAGAAGAUGAUGAACUGCAUUUUUUACUAAACCAACGUAGCAAUUAUCUUGGACAAUUGCAAUCACUGACAUCUGAAUUCAAUAAUUUGAACUUUAGUCCAUCUAUUUCAGACGAUUCAGAAUCGAGUGAUGAAAACUGCGAACCAUCUAAUGUACAUAUUAAAACUGAACCAUCUGAAAAUGAUGCUAGCGUAAGAAUGAACAAUCUAAUAAAUGAUGAUUGCCAGGUUGAAGAAAGUGUUGAAAUUAAUAUUAAAAAUGAAAUUAUUAAUGAGAAAAUGGAUGUUGAAGAAUCUAAUGACAAUAAUAAAGGUAAAGAAUAUGAUGAAAAUGUUGUUAAUGAAGAAGUUCAUGCUGAAGAAAUAGAAAUGACUGUAAACGAGGAAAAUCAAACAGAAAAGGACAACGAAGUAAAAAUUAACCAAGAGGAGCAAACAGAAUUGCAAACAAAUGUUAAGGUCAAUCCUCUUGUUCAGAUUAAAGAAGAAGAGAGUAGUUGUUCAGAGAAAUUUACUGUUGAACGACGGCGAAGAAAGUCUAAAAAACAUAAUUCUGAAAGUGAACAAACAUCCAAAAUUGAAUCAAGAAAACCAAUUAAAAUUAAACAGGAACCUGCUGACUAUGAUCUUGAAUUAGAUUCUUCAGAGGAUAUAAUUGAUGGUGUAAAAAGAGAGCUUCGACCUAGAAAGUUAAAUGAACCACACAUUUAUUUUGAGCCAUAUGAUGGUUCUACAAGCGAAGGAAGUGAUUUUACUGAUCUGUCAGAUUAAUUUUAAUACUAAGCAUACAACAAGUUGCACACUAACAACUUAAGUAUAGCAAAGGUCUCACUAUGUAUAAUGUAUAAAAAAAAGUUGAAGUCUGAUUAAUUUUUUCUUUUUUACAAUAUGUACAUAAUUUUACUGCAUCAGAGUAUAAGAUGAAUCAAGUAAAUUAAAAUAAUGAUAAUUAAUAAGAGAUAAAAAUACAAUAUUUUGCUUUCAUUUUUAACUUCAUGCCAUACAGACACAGAUUGUUAUGUAUAGUAUCAGAUAGAUACACAUAGUCUGUCAAGUGCAUUAGCCGUUAAUUCAUAAUUCUUAAUUUUGUUUAUUUUUUGUAGUUUUCAAAACUAGCCAAAUACUAUAAAAUUAUAUUAUAGUAGCC
Molecule: messenger RNA, 2656 nt
Organism: Melanaphis sacchari
Lineage: Eukaryota; Metazoa; Arthropoda; Insecta; Hemiptera; Aphididae
Exons: 10
Coding region: 151-2280 (709 amino acids)
Biological process (GO): regulation of transcription by RNA polymerase II
Cellular component (GO): SAGA complex
Molecular function (GO): transcription coactivator activity
Source: RefSeq, a predicted model, not a curated record